AUGGACCACCGCGACCGCGAUGAGGACGAGUACCGGACCGGCGAGACAACGCCGCUGCUGGCGGACCAGCCGAUCCCCAAGUCGGAGCCCGUCACCAGCAGCUGGUUGACCGAGUCACGGCUGCUGUGUCAGUACUCGCUGCCGCUCAUCGCCACGUAUCUGCUUCAGUACUCCUUCACGGUCAUCACCACCUUCGUGGCAGGUCAUCUUAGCGCCGAUGACCUCGCCGCCGCGAGUAUUGGUCUGACGACAAUGAACAUCAUCGGAUUGGCCAUCUACGAGGGUAUGGCCACCGCUCUCGACACUCUCUGCGCCCAAGCCCACGGUUCCGGGCGCCUCACUGCUGUCGGACUUCAUGUCCAACGCAUGCUCAUCCUGAUGGCCAUCGCCACCAUUCCCAUUGGCGCUUUUUGGAUAUUUUCUCCAAGCAUCCUCUCGGCAUUCGUCAAGCAGCAUCAUUUGGCUAUCAAGGCCGGUUCAUUCCUGCGAGUCAGCUUGAUCGGAAUUCCCGGAUACGCCGCGUUCGAGGCUCUGAAGCGCUUUCUACAAGCCCAAGGCGACUUCAAGAGUGCUAUGAUCGUUCUCAUCAUCUGCGCCCCGGUCAACGCCCUACUCAGCUGGCUCUUUGCCUUCAAGCUGGAUAUGGGCCUCGAAGGUGCCGCUCUGGGCCAGGCCCUUGCCAACGACCUCCGACCUAUCCUCCUGCUCAUGUACAUCGUCUUCUUCGGCCAAUGGUCUCACCAAUGUUGGGGCGGCUUCUCUCGAAAAGCUUUCCAGGAAUGGGGCACGCCCGUCAAGCUGUCAAUCGCAGGAUCGCUCGUCAACGUUGGCGAAUGGGCUGCUUUUGAGAUCUUGACCCUCAGCACUUCAUACCUCAGCACUGAACAUCUCGCCGCCCAGACGAUCUUGACCACGAUCUCGGUCGUAAUGUGGCACAUCCCCUUCUCCAUCUCCGUCGCCAUCUCGACUAGAAUAGGACACCUCAUCGGCGCCGGUCACGUCUCCAUCGCCCGUCGGGCAAGCAGCCUCUACGCCGCCGUCUUCACUAUUGUCGGCAUGAUCGACGGCGUUAUCCUCUUCCUCUUUCGAAAUCAACUCGGACUUGUCUUCUCCGAAGACGCCGCCGUCCAGGAGCUGGCCACAAAGUCCAUGCUCGCCGUCGGCGCCUUCCAACUCAUCGACUCAAUCAUCUGCGGAUGCAACGGCGUCCUCCGCGGUCUUGGCCGACAGUCUGUUGCGGCCUGUGUUGUCUUCGCCGUCAACUACAUUGGGGCUGUGCCCCUGGCGGUAUGGCUCGAGCUGGGAUCCCCUGCGAUGGAGCUUGACGGUGCCUGGAUCGGUCUUGGUGGCGGUAUGGUGCUGAUUGCCAUCAUAGAGUGCAUCUACAUGAAGGUCAUCAGAUGGCAGGAUUGCGUUGAGAGCGUCCGCGCCAGAGAAGGGAUUUAA
Molecule: messenger RNA, 1446 nt
Organism: Colletotrichum aenigma
Lineage: Eukaryota; Fungi; Ascomycota; Sordariomycetes; Glomerellales; Glomerellaceae
Product: putative transporter
Exons: 1
Coding region: 1-1446 (481 amino acids)
Biological process (GO): xenobiotic detoxification by transmembrane export across the plasma membrane
Cellular component (GO): membrane
Molecular function (GO): antiporter activity; xenobiotic transmembrane transporter activity
Source: RefSeq, a predicted model, not a curated record